UACUUUUUGUUUUCAGUUACCAUUCACAGGGGAAAGUUGUCUCGCCCUAAUUGUGUGGGUACUUUUCUUUCAAGUUAAUGAAUUGGUAAUAAGAUCGACAGGACUAAAACUUGAUCGACCAUUUACUUGCCGAUAAGAGGAGGUACCAUCUAGUUGGGAGUGUUUCAAGGCGUUAAAAAUGGUACGCCUCAAGAUUCACAUAGUAGUAGCCUGUUUCGGCAUUCUGGGGCCUGCUCUAGUGAAUUGUAUGAGCGAAUGUUAUAAUCCCAAAACGGGUGAUCCCCAAGUCUGUAUACCACCCUUUGUAAAUGCCGCUUUUGGCAAAGUAGUUGAGGCAACGAACACUUGUGGACAAGGGGGAAAAAAAGAACAAUAUUGCCUACAAACUGGCGUAACUGGCGUAAAUAAGUCGUGUCAUUAUUGCUACGAAAGAGAUUCAAGUCAGCGCCAUGAUGCAUUUCUUUUAACUGAUAUUAAUGACGAGAGGAGACCAACGUGGUGGCAAUCACAGACUAUGCUCUUCGACGUCCAACAUCCUGCAAAAGUUAACUUAACACUUGAAUUAGGUAAAGCAUUCGAUAUUACAUACGUGCGGUUGAAGUUCCAUUCAUCACGACCAGAAAGUUUCACAAUAUACAAAAAGACUUGUUCUGAAUGUGAUUGGGUGCCAUACCAAUUUUACUCGGGGACUUGUUACAGCACGUACGGAUUAGACAACAAGGACGUGAUCACGGUAGAUGACGAAAAGAAGGCCCUCUGCACGGAAGAUUACAGUGAUAUUUCUCCAUUGACCGGUGGUAAUGUCGCCUUCAGUACAUUGGAAGGACGACCUAGUGCAUAUAACUUUGACAACAGCAUCGUUUUGCAGGAAUGGGUAACAGCUGUCGCUAUACGUAUCUCUCUGAACCGAAUCAACACAUUUGGAGAUGAGGUGUUCAGUGAUUCAAAAGUAUUGAAGUCAUACUAUUAUGCCAUCUCAGAUUUUGCUGUGGGCGGAAGAUGCAAAUGCAACGGACAUGCUUCUGAAUGUAUAGUGAGCGAUACAGGAACGAUAGUUUGUGUUUGUGAACAUAACACCAUGGGAGAUGAUUGUCAACUGUGUGAACCACUUUAUAACGAUGUACCAUGGAGACGAGGUGGAGACGGAAGUGCGCAUGAAUGCCAAAAAUGCGACUGCAAUGGACUUUCCGAUAAAUGCGUGUUUGACCCCGAUCUUUAUCGAAACAGUGGACACGGAGGAAGAUGUGUGGAGUGCCACGAAAACACAGCGGGUGUGCACUGUGAAUUGUGUCUUCCAAAUCAUUAUAGGGAAGCAUCUUCAAACGGAUGUGUUGCAUGUGGUUGCAGCAUUACUGGCUCAGUGAAAGAACAAUGUGAUGCAAAUGGAGUUUGUACUUGCAAGCCAGGAGUGGGUGGUGAUAAAUGUGAUCAAUGUCUUCCAGGAUUUUUUGGUCUGUCAGAAGCUGGCUGCAGUAUGUGUCAAUGUUCGGCUUAUGGAACAGAAGCUGGCACGGUAUGCGACCCUGUAUCGGGAGAUUGCGUCUGUAAGUUGAACGUUGAAGGAACGCAGUGUGAUAGGUGUAAGCCAGGUACAAUGAAUCUUCAAUACGACAACCCAUACGGCUGCACUGCUUGUUUCUGUUACGGACAUUCGUCAAUCUGUGAGGUAGCUGGUGGAUACACAGUAACGCAGAUCACAAGUUCCUUUGAUGGCGGAGAAGAAAAUUGGAGAGGUGUCGAUGCACGUGGUACUGAACAGGCGUCCUUAUCUUGGAGUGGAGAUGGCAAAAUCGGUCUAAGCGGUCUCUAUUUCAGCGCACCUGCAAAAUAUCUCGGCGAGCAACGUUACAGUUACAAUCAGUUUUUGGAAUUUGUCUUGAGCGUUGAUUCAGACACAGGAUCAGUGUUGGAAGAUGCUGAUGGAAGUGGUGUUGACAUUUUACUCAAAUCUGCUCCAAGAUAUGGACACGAUCUCAUCAUUGAAGGCGAUCAAUAUAGAGUUUCUUUGUCUCUCAAUGAUCAGAACAAUCCAGCCCCAUCUUCUUCAGCUCAAGUAUACCGAUACCGACUUCACGAAGCAGCUGGAUUCCGACCUCGCCUCAGCGCCUUCCAAUUCCAGAAGAUGUUGAAUGAUAUAAAAAGCAUUCGUAUCAGGGCAAUUGGCGAAACCGGUUGGACACACUUACACUCUGUUCAACUUGACUCUGCUGAAUUGGGAGGAAACGGACCACAUGCUGAUUGGAUCGAAUAUUGCCAAGUCGAUGGUUAUUUAGAUGGAUUCGCCGAAAGUUGCGCACCGGGAUACACUCGCGCUCCAGCAAACGGUGGAAAGUAUUCUCCAUGCGUACCAUGCGAAUGUAAUGGUCACGGUACCGAGUGCCAUCCCGAAACAGGUGUUUGCGUGUGCCUGGAAAACACUGCCGGAGACCAUUGCGAAAUCUGUAUGGUUGGAUAUUACAAGAAGAAUGAAAGAUGCGUUCCAUGUCCAUGUCCAAACGAAAUUGCUUGUGCUCCUACUGAUGACGGUAACGUCAAAUGUCUCAGUUGUCCAGAUGGCCACUAUGGAAACCAUUGUGAAUUUUGCAUGGAUGGUUGGUUCGGUGAUCCUCUCGGACUUGGCGCUUGUCAGAGAUGUAGUUGUAAUGGAAACAUCGAUCCUAAUUCAAUUAUGAACUGUGAUCGAAUCACCGGCGAAUGUUUGAAAUGUAUCUACAACACGACAGGAGUGAGAUGUGAAAGAUGUUUAGACGGUUACUACGGCCAACCAGUCACUGACGAUCCGGCUCAGAGAUGCAGAGCUUGCGAAUGUUUUCCACUCGGAAGUCAUGCAGGUGUACAGUGCGACAGAGUUACCGGCCAAUGUUCUUGUCUUCCUAACGUAGUCGGAAAGCAUUGUGAUCAAUGCCAGGAUGGAUAUUGGGACAUCAAGAGCGGAUCCGGUUGCCAAGCUUGUGGUUGCAACUCCGUGGGUGCCACGACAGGAAAAUGUGACCAGGAUGGUGGCCAAUGUGACUGCUUGCCAGGAGUUACAGGUCAACGUUGCGAUCAUUGCAUGGACAAUUAUUUCAACCUCUCAAGAGACGGAUGUACUUUCUGCGAAUGUAGUCCUGUCGGUAGCUCCAAUCUUCAAUGCAACGAAGACGGCAGAUGUGUUUGCAAAGAUGGAGUGCUUGGAAUGAAAUGCGAUCAAUGUCAAGAAAACUAUUAUGAUAUUUCGAGCGGAUGUAUCGAAUGUCCACCAUGUUAUGGACUCGUUCAAGAUGCUGUCAACACACACAGAGGCGAAUUGGAUCGAUUGUCUAGAAUGGUUAAUACGAUCGGAGAUAGACCUGUCAAUGGGGGAGACGACUUUGUUCAAAAGUUAUAUGCGUUGAACAGAACUCUUGUUGAACUAAACAAGAAAGCCAACGAUUUAACUGACAAGAGAAAUGAUUUGAAUGAAAAGGUAAACGAGGUCAACGAUCGAAUUCGUGAAUUGGUUGUCAAAGUGGCCACGGUGGAAAACAACGUUGAUUCUUGUGCGUCCAGGGUGGAAGAAGCAAACCAUACAAGCACAGAAACGAAAAAACUAAUGGAUAAGAUCGACGAUACUCUAGAGACGGCGAAAGAAAAACUGGACAAGGCGAUGGACUACAUCAUCAAAGCGAAGGAAAUUGCUCUCGAAAGCUUAAGCAAGGAAAACAACAUGACAAAAUUAGCUGAUGAAGCUGAUGCCCUCGCUGACCAACAUGAACAGGAGUCUGAGUCUAUCGUAUCAACCGCACAGAAAGCACUGGAUACUUCAAACAAAGCCCUAAGUUCAAUCCAAGAUGCCAUCACAACACUGAAUGAUUUGAUCGAUACAUUUGAUGACAUGACUGAAAAUCGCCUUCCAAACGCUAACGCCCUGCGUGACGAACUCAUCAAACUAUCCGGAGACGUUUUAGACAAAACAGCAGAGUCGAAAGCAAAUGCAACAGAUUUAUUGACAGAAGCUCAGAAACUUGCCGCCUCAAUGCCAUCUUAUAAUACAGAAGAACUCGACAUCGAAGCAUCGAAUAUUAUUGCGCGCGCUAGCAAACUCGUCCCUGAUAUCAACGAUCUCAAUGAUGAAUACAUGGACGGACAUUUGCAACUUCAAGCUAAUAUCGACAGAGCUGAAACACUUUUAGGAAUGGCGGAUGCUAUGCAAGAUACGACUGACAUGUUGACUGCACAGGCACACAGUGCCCGGGAAACAGCGAAAGACGCAGUGGAAAAGGGUGAUGCGGCAUACCAAUCACUUCUCGACAUUCAAAAAUCACUCGAAGCGUUCUACGACCAGAUCGAAGAUAAUAGGCAAAAGGCGACGGAAGCGAUGGAAGGCGCAGACGACAUCAACGCCACAAUUGCAUCAGCUAACGCUAAGACGGCAGAAGCCCAAGCAGCUCUUGGAAGUGCCAGAAAAACCGCUCAACAAGCAAGAGGAAAAGCUCAAAACGCUCAGAGCAUUGCGGAAGACAUUCAAACGAGAGCAGCUGAAAUUCGUGCUGAUGCUGACGAUUCGUAUGGAACGAUCAAUGACGUCAGCAACACAGUGAACGACCUCGCAGGCGAAGUCAGAGCUACAAAAGCUGUAUUGGACGACGCUGCAGCCAAGACCGACGCGAAUGCAGAUGCCGUUGACGAGGCGACAGCUGAUGCCGCAAACGCCAAAUCUAAAGCAACCAACGCUGAACAAAAAGUCAACGAUGUUUUGGCGAAAUUACGUCAACUCCUCUUGGAUUUGGAUAAUUUGCCCGACUUGAAUGAAGACGACAUUGCGGAAUUAGAAAGAGAGUUGCAAUCGUUGAUCGAUGAGGUCGAAGAUGCCGAUGUUCAAUCAUCUAUUGACGCUUUACAAAUUGCAGUAGACUCGCAAGCCGCGACAUUGGAAAAUUACGACCGCGAGAUGGAGCUAUUGCGUGCCGACGUGGAAAAUUUGAGGCAAAUCGAUGCAACAUUACCUGUCGGCUGCUUUUCAGAUGAAGCCCCGGUCGAGCAGCCUUGAUGAAGUCCUAUUUGGGCGCGAACAUGUGACUAACCGUAUACUUACAAAAGUGCGCCCUUUUGUUCCGAAGGUGUUUUGUCUGGGGUGAGAUUUUUCAGGGAUUCUAAGAGAGGAACCGCCUCUUUGCCUCUUUCCGCACGCCAUUAUUGCGUCAGAGUGACGUAAUUGGAAUUGCGUCAUAGACACGCGCGUUUUACCAAAUCCGAAGAUUAUUAACCUUUAUUAUAUUGUAACCUCUAAAAAUGAAGCUCUCCGCCAAAACGGCGCAGGCGCUUUGGCAGAAUGCAGAAUAUUUUUCUCAGUCCAUUUUAUAUUUCUAACCAAGUGUGAAGUUGCCUUAGAUGUGAUGAAUUAUACUGAUAUCAUGUUUUGUUAUUCUGAAAAUGCUUUCUUUUUAACCAAGAGAUAGUUAUGUGUUUCAUGCUCUAACUAGAAUGGAUUGGAUUCAAAACAUCUUUCGAUCAAGCAUGGGCAACGACAAGGUUUUAUCAUUUUCUACUACCAAAGCGUUGUGAUGAUUAGGAAAUGUUUUAUGUGAUUUUAAAUAUUAGAAGAAUAAACUUGAAUUUAUUCUAAUUUUUAGGACAUACUGGUUAGGUUUUACGUUGUCAUUUAGUUGCCUCCAUCCUAUUAGUCUUUCUGUAAUCUUGUUUUAUUCAGUUUUGUUUGACUUUUUCACUUUUGUCGCCCUUCUUGAUUAUAAUAUAUUAUUAUUUACCCUUUGUUGUAUUGCUCUCACACAAUUUUUUUAUCUUUUUGAUGUAUUUCUUUGCGAAUGCCUAUCAAGGUAAAGAUAUGGUUAUAUUGUAAGACAACAGCUAAUUUGAUUUCAAUAAAUUUGGAUUUUGGAUUAUGUUAUGGCUUCCCUCUAUAAAUUGGAUUUUUUUUUGUUUUUGUGUUUUAACCUCAUUGCUUAAUCAAUUUUUAUAUCGUAUUCUACGCCAUUUUAUCCUUUUCAAUAAAUAUGGUAACUUUUGACAUUAUGAAUUGCUAUUAUCUAUCUUUUAUGAACAUUUCAUUCGGGUAUAAGGACAGGUCCCACAUCGUAUCAAACAUGUAUAAAGUCAGUUUGGUCUGGUUAGGAAAUUGUUCAAGCGUUUUAAGAUACCGUUAGUGGGCUAAGUUGUUGUCAAUUAUAAGCCAAGAAUGAAGCUAUGGUAAUGAUAUUGAUGAUAGGGUGAAUUGUUGGCUAUAUAUGGUUUGUCUUAUUCCAACGUUUUCGUGGAGAUUUGCUUUCACGAAUAUUGUAUUAGUUAAAUUGCAUUUAAUAUUAAUUCAGCUCAAAUGCUUCCUGAUCUUCUUCAGGUAUUUAUUGUCACAUUCAUUCAGCUUUUUUGUUACUUAUACUUAUCUAUAUGUAUCUUGUUUGUACGUUGAAUUUGUCCAAACCGUGUUUGAUGGAAGAUUAGACAAUUUUAGAGUUCCAUGCCUUUGUAUGUAUGACAUGUAUCUGACGUCAUACAAAUCUGGGACAUCACAACCUCGCAUUUAUAUACCUGUUGUUGGGUAUUGAAUUUCACUAAAAAAUAUUUGCAAUCUUUUUCGAGUUAUUAUUCAAAUGAUGUGUUAAAUUUGGCGAGGGCAGAACAUUUUCUAACCUAGGCUAAAGCAAAAAAUUAAAAAAAAUAUUUUCGAAGUGGUCAUUUGUCGAAGUAUCAUACGUCACAUCUAUGUAGUAUCCGAUUAAACAUGCGAGUGACAAUCCGACUGAUUCCUUUUGGCGCUGAAGCUGCCUUUGUGUUUUUCCCUUCCACGUCAUUAGUUAGAAGCGAUCGGAGUGUAAUAGUAGAUAUGAUUUAUGAGAUGAAAUUUUUUUACCAUAAUUAUUAUUAUUAAUGUUAUUGUGUUUUUUGUUCGAUGGAAAUUGAUUGCUGAUCAUGUUCAAGUUCUCUAAACCCUUUUAUAAUUUAUCAGGUCUGACGUUGCCCAUGGGUGUUAUGGCGAUGUUUACUCGAGAUUUGCAUCUGGUAAUAUUCAUUUGAAGGUUUUUCUGUUCUGAUGAAACAAAUACUUAGUAGCUAGAAAUGCCACAAAACACAUUUGGAAAAGUAACAAUAAACUUCUAUGUACAUUUUUUGAAAACGUUGGACAUUAAAGCUUCAUGUAAAAGGCUCAGACUUGAUGUGAUCAGCCGAUCAAUUUCCACCUUUUCGUGUAUAUCUUAUGUGCGUUAUUGAUAACCAGAAAAUAUAUUAUUGAAAGGCCUUUGAAUGCAGCAUGUCGCGAGAGACGAAUCCUUUAAUUUUUGUGUUGUCCUUGUAUGAUUGUAGUUAAUAUUGUUGUUAAUAUAAUCUUUUCUAAUCAGAAUAUGUUGCUUUAUCAAGCAUGGUCCAACGAUACAUCUGGUUCAUGCUUGGUUACAAUUUACUUCAAAAGUUGCAAGAGGGUUUACUUAGAAACGAGAGCAUAAAAUAAUAAAUUUGAAUAAUUAGUUUAAAAAUUGUUGUCACUUCAAGACUUUUCCCAUUAAAAAUUGCAUAAUUUAGGCUGAUUUUGAAUAUAUUUUUUAAAAAUGAUGGACAAAACAAAUGUCUUUUUGACGAUCCACCCAUCUAAAUCAAAUCCUGAUAUUUUUCCAUUAUCGACUUACUUCAGCUGAUGGCAACAUAUUCUGAUUGGAUCUUUUUUCAUAAUAUUACGUAUCAUAAAAAAUAUCGCAUUUUACACAUUUUGUUGUUUACUUUUGAUGUUUGAUCGUGUUGUGUUUUUAUCAAGAUUGUGCCACUCUUCUUUCUUAUAUUUUACUGUUUUUUUUUCUAAUUCAGCAUAAAGUGUCCUUGGGAUGUUGGGAUUUUAUUUUAUAUAUUAUUAGUAUUAUUAAAUCCAUUCUCACGUUAAUGAAUAGGGUGAUACGCCUUGUAUCUUACUUAGAAUAUUAAUGUUCAAUCUGUCAAGUGUAUUCCUCAUAUUUUACAUACUCGGAAACAUUCUUAAUAUUAACUAUUUUUUAAUCUGUAAUACCGAACAAACUUUUGACCCAUUACCUUAAAAUAUAUAUAACCAAAUA
Molecule: messenger RNA, 8015 nt
Organism: Styela clava
Lineage: Eukaryota; Metazoa; Chordata; Ascidiacea; Stolidobranchia; Styelidae
Product: laminin subunit gamma-1-like
Biological process (GO): animal organ morphogenesis; tissue development
Source: RefSeq, a predicted model, not a curated record